Spirometra erinaceieuropaei is the source of this 711-nucleotide messenger RNA. Lineage: Eukaryota; Metazoa; Platyhelminthes; Cestoda; Diphyllobothriidea; Diphyllobothriidae. The record is from the annotation of a GenBank genome assembly.
AUGUUUGCCGAUUCCCCCCUACCACUUGAUAGGAUACUCCAAACUUGCCUCUCCUUCAUCCAGGGAACACCGGUCGGUGUGUGCGCGUCGAUGUUUGGCCUAUCAGAGAGCACUGUAGUUGACUGGUAUGCCCUAUGUGGGAAGGUCUGUUCGAAGGCCUUGCUGCGUGAAGCGUCAUCUCCUCUGGGUGGCCCCGGUGUUGAGAUGCAGGUGGACGAAUUCCUCCUGAAGAAGUACGAGUUUGGUAUCGGGUCGCCGGAAAGCCAAGAUUGGUUGAUUGGCAUGUAUGACACCGCCCAGCGCCGAGCCGUGUUUGAGCGAGUUGAGGACAGGCGCGCCGACUGCCUGAUACCAGUCAUCAGGAAGUGGAUUGCCGUCGGAAGCGUCGUAGUGACUGACGACUGGGAGGGCUACCAUUCGCUCACAUCCCUGGGCUACACACACACUGCUAUCAAGCGCUCCAAGAACUUUGUGGAUCCAGUCACAGGAAAGCAUAUGAAUGGCGUUAAAGCCUACUGGAGUAACUUGAAGAAGCGGGUCAGAAGAAGUGAGCCGGUGAAUGAAAGAAACAUUUGGUCGCAUCUCGAGGAGGCAAAAUACCGGAAGUGGUAUGGGCUGAAGUCGGACAUCUUCCCGGCCUGGGAUCUCUUUGUAUCCCAUAUCGCGCAGCUGUAUCCGGUUGAAGAGAAUCCAGCUCUACAAUCCCCUUAG